AAUAUCAUCGACACAUGCUUCUCGUAGCCAUAUCCUUCAAAUUUUCGAAACGUCUUGUUAACAAUAAUGUCUGGAAACAGAUUAGAUGGCAAAAUCGUUAUUAUUACUGGGGGAGCAAGCGGGAUUGGUGCUGAGUCCGCCAUGUUAUUUACAGAACACGGCGCUCGAGUCGUCAUUGUUGACGUACAAGACGAGCUCGGUCAAAACCUUGCCGCUUCGAUCGGAGCGAGCUACUAUCACUGUGAUGUCACCAACGAGACGGAAGUUGAAAACGCCGUUAAGUUCACCAUCGGAAAACACGGGAAGCUUGACGUUCUUUUUAGUAACGCAGGCGUUAUAGAGCCGUUUGCGAGCAUCCUCGACCUAAACCUCGACGAGUUGGACCGAAUUCUCGCUAUUAACCUCCGCGGUGCAGCCGCUUUCAUCAAACACGCGGCACGUGCCAUGGUGGAGAAAGGCACGCGCGGCUCCAUCGUUUGCACUACCAGUGUCGCGGCUGAGAUCUCCGGGACGGCACCACACGGGUACACGGCGUCGAAGCAUGGGCUAUUGGGUUUGAUCAAGUCAGCUUCUGGUGGAUUAGGGCAAUAUGGGAUAAGAGUAAACGGCGUUGCUCCGUUUGGGGUCGCAACACCGUUGGUUUGUAAUGGCUUCAAGAUAGAGCCAGCCGUGGUUGAGGAGAACACGUUAGCGUCGGCGAAUUUGAAGGGCAUUGUGUUGAAAGCUCGCCACGUGGCAGAAGCUGCUCUGUUUUUAGCAUCUGAUGAGUCGGCUUACGUUAGCGGACAGAACCUGGCAGUUGACGGCGGUUACUCGGUGGUUAAGCCGUAGCUAGUACAACUUGGCCACAAAGGUCCCAUGAUGAAAUGUUUCUUUAUAAACAAUUGGGUCAAAAGUUGACUUUGACUUUAAUUGUAGAGAGAGACAUGGGGAUUGAGUUUCUGAAGGUUGCAAAUUUCCUUGAAAUAUGGAUGUUGUAUUUUUAUAUGGAAACAUUCAUUAUCCAACAAAGUGCGCAUCUCGAGGAUCAUUAUAUAAGCAAUUAGCAAAUCUUGUACAAGCUUACUAGACUAACAGUGGGCUAAAAUACUCUGCUCCGAGCUUCUCUGUUUUCAGAUUUAUAUGGCCUCUUUGCUAUUUCAUUUGGAUCUUUUUUUUCU
Molecule: messenger RNA, 1160 nt
Organism: Capsella rubella
Lineage: Eukaryota; Viridiplantae; Streptophyta; Magnoliopsida; Brassicales; Brassicaceae
Product: short-chain dehydrogenase reductase 3b
Exons: 3
Coding region: 67-831 (254 amino acids)
Source: RefSeq, a predicted model, not a curated record